AUUUCUGGUUAUGGGAAAAGGCAGAAAAAGUAGUGAUGGGGAAGUGGGAGCUCAGAGUUUCUAACAAAAAAGCGAACUGUUAGUAGUUGAGUUCAAAUUAAUGCCAAGCCAAAAGGUGUUUGAUGGGGCAUAUAAAUACCUGUGGGUGUGCCUAAAGCUCUUCAUCCAUUGCCCUCCACAAUCAUGGCAACUGGCUGCAACAGAGUGACUCUGUUAUCCUUGUUCUGCUUUUAUGUUCUUGUGUUCAGUGUGGUUGCCAAGGAAGUUAGUAAUGGGGAGGAAGAGAAGUUUCUGUUCUUUGGCAAGAGUGGUGGAUUAGGGGUUGGGUUUGGUGGUGGAAGUGGAUUUGGAGGCGGAUUUGGAGGAGGAGGAGGAGGUGGAGGUGGCGGCGGCGGCGGCGGCGGCGGUGGUUUUGGAGGUGGAAGUGGAAUUGGGGGUGGAGCUGGAGGUGGCGUAGGAGGAGGCGCUGGCUUUGGCAAGGGUGGCGGACUAGGUGGUGGUGCUGGUGGCGGGUUUGGUAAAGGUGGUGGUCUAGGCGGUGGCAUUGGUAAGGGUGGAGGCCUAGGUGGUGGUGCUGGUGGUGGAGUAGGCGGUGGCAUUGGCAAGGGUGGAGGCCUAGGUGGUGGAUACGGUAAGGGAGGAGGGCUUGGUGGUGGCAUUGGCAAAGGUGGAGGACUUGGUGGUGGCGCUGGAGGAGGUUAUGGUAAGGGUGGAGGACUUGGUGGUGGCAUUGGGAAGGGUGGAGGAUUCGGUAAGGGAGGAGGCCUUGGUGGUGGAGUAGGAGGCGGUGUUGGGGGAGGGAUCGGUAAAGGUGGUGGACUUGGCGGUGGAAUUGGUAAGGGAGGAGGCUUAGGAGGUGGUGCCGGUGGAGGGUAUGGUAAGGGUGGUGGACUGGGCGGUGGAAUUGGUAAGGGAGGAGGCUUAGGAGGCGGUGCCGGUGGAGGGUUUGGCAAGGGUGGAGGACUGGGCGGUGGAAUUGGUAAAGGAGGAGGCUUAGGUGGUGGUGCCGGUGGAGGGUUUGGCAAGGGUGGUGGACUGGGCGGUGGAAUUGGCAAAGGAGGAGGCUUAGGUGGUGGUGCCGGUGGAGGGUUUGGCAAGGGUGGUGGACUUGGCGGUGGCAUUGGAAAGGGUGGAGGCCUAGGUGGUGGAGUAGGAGGUGGUAAUGGUGGAGGCCUUGGUGGUGGUGCUGGAGGAGGGUUCGGUAAGGGCGGUGGACUUGGUGGUGGCAUAGGGAGUGGUGGAGGUGGAGGAGGAGGAGGAGGAGGAGGAGGUUUUGGUGGUGGCUUUGGAAAGGGCGGAGGUUUUGGUGGUGGCUUUGGAAAAGGCGGAGGUUUUGGAGGUGGCUCAGGUGGUGGAUUUGGAGGUGGGUUCGGUGGCGGCGGCGGAGGCGGAGUCGGAGGGGGCUUCGGCGGUGGCUCUGGCUUUGGUGGAGGUGGUGGCGGAGGAAUUGGACACCACUAAGCUUUUUACUUCGCAUCAUAUAUCAUACCAUAUAAUAUAAUAUGCACUAUGAAAUUGUUUUCAUGCAUUAGAUUACGUCAAUAUUUAUCAUCAAUAUUGUUAUGUUAUUCUAUUUCUUUUCUCUUCAUCGAAUACAAAUUAUAUAAAUCCACACUCAGCAUUGUA
This is a messenger RNA of Cucurbita pepo subsp. pepo (vegetable marrow), 1626 nucleotides long. The record is from RefSeq and is a predicted model, not a curated record. Lineage: Eukaryota; Viridiplantae; Streptophyta; Magnoliopsida; Cucurbitales; Cucurbitaceae.